AAAAUAAUUACUCUGUCGAACAGAAACUUCUAACCCUAAUCAGUUGUGUUCUCUCUGCCUCCUCUCUCAAUUCUCUGCCUCCUCUCUCAAUCCAACAGAAUCUCACCCCUUUCUAUCGAUCUAAACUCUCCAUAUCCUCCAUUAAUCACUGGAGACGAUGUCGGGAAGGAAGAAACAGAAGAAGACGGUCACCUCCAGUGCGAAGACACCAUCUCCUCUUCCCUCGCAGUACGAGUUCGUUCCAAGAACUCAAGCGCCUCCGCCUAUCCGGAACCGCCAACCUCCACCAUCUGUGUCUGACUAUCCACCUCCGGCACAGCUUUUCCAGGACUCGACGGUCCAACCCAGAAGAGCUUCAACUCCAUCGCCACAACCUCGAGGGUCUCAGACUUCACAGACUCGAGUGUCUCAAACUUCACAGCCUCGAGUGUCUCAGACUUCACAGCCUCGAGUGUCUCAAACUUCACAGCAUGUGUCUCAGACUUCCUUACCUCGAGGAUCUCAAGCUUCAGCGACUCGAGAACCACACUCGCCACAAUCUCAGAGCACUCCUGAAGCUCAAAACUCAGAGACUGCAGAAGGUUCAGAAGAUGAAGAAUUUAUGCAUGUAGAACCGACUCUCUCCGAAGACCAGAUGGAUGUUGUCAAUGCUCUUCUCUCCCAGCCAGGCAGGGAGCGCUUGACUACCCUUUCUCCCUACUUGGAACCUGGAACCACUUGGUUUGGUCAGGACAAGGGUAAACUGACUCGGAAGAUCACUAAGAUCUUUAAAAACAAGUUUAAUGGUCCAUACUACAGCUGGACUGUUGUGCCUCGCGGAAGACAAGAAAGAUGGUUUGUAGAGUUUGCAAAAACUCACACAUGGAGUCCUACACUAACCGGUUUAGUUCAGAAGAAGUUUGAGAAGAUAGGUCAGCUCCGUCUCAAAGGCAUUGUUAGCACUUGUAGGACUACUCGAAAGAGACCAAACUGGAUUAAGAAAACUUUGUGGAGAAAAAUGUGUGCUUUUUGGGACACUGAUAAAGCCAAAGAAAAGAGUUUGACGGCUUCAGUUGCUCGGAUGUCUGACCGUAAUGGUCUUGGUCCUCACAAGCACAACUCUGGGCAGAAGUCUUUCAAACAAAUCGAGCAAGAAUUGGUAGAGGAAUUGGGCAGACCGGUGACUCUUAGUGAAGUCUUCAUUAAGACUCAUACAAAAAAGGAUGGGACCUUUGUGGAUAUGAAAGCACAGGAGGUUGCUGAGGUGUAUCGGCGGAACAAACAGUCAAGGUUGGAGGACCUUGAGGCUGAAAAUGCAGACCCUUCAGAGUCUAGUUCACAAGCUCCAGAGCUCUCUAUAGAUGAGGAUAAUGAGAUAUUCCUCCUGUCUACUUUCACAGACAAAAGAGGAAAACAUUAUGGAAUUGGAAGCCUCAAGAGUACUCUCGUCAAUGGAAAGCGGAAGUACAGUGCAUCCUCUUCAAUCCUGGACCUGCAAACACAGCUUGAUGAAGCUCACCGCAAGAUCGAGGAGCAGGCUGCCCAGAAUGCAAUUGCUCUCCGCAAAAUCGAGGAGCAGGCUGCCCAAAAUGCAAACAAUCUCCGCAUCAUCGAAGAGCAGGCUGCCCAAAAUGCAGAGCAGGGAGCACAGCUCAAGGAGUUAUCGGUAAUGAACAAGUUUAUGAUUGCAACAAAUCCUCAGUACGUUGAAUUCGUUGCAGCUAACAAGUCUGGUGAUUAAGUUCUCUUUUUCUUAGAAUCUAAGUUCUUUCUUUUGUGUACUUUCAAACUUAUGAUCAGGUGUUAAAGUAUUUUCAGCUUGUUAAACUCCUAAAUAAGGAGUUCUUUUGUAUCAAAACAUAAGCUUGUUAAAAUUUCCAGUUUCUUAUUA
Messenger RNA from Raphanus sativus (radish), 1870 nucleotides. RefSeq lists its product as uncharacterized. The transcript has 5 exons. Bases 158 to 1720 code for a protein of 520 amino acids. NCBI's taxonomy places the organism in Eukaryota, Viridiplantae, Streptophyta, Magnoliopsida, Brassicales, Brassicaceae. The record is from RefSeq and is a predicted model, not a curated record.